UCAAUGUGCUCACCCCUUGCCAACAAUAACCACCUCACCCCUAGUCCUUGAGCUUUUUCUACAAGCCAGUGGGUGUACUUACGGAAGGUGUAGCUCUCUUUUCAUAAACCAACAUUGUGUACUAACGCCAUAUACCACCACAUUAAACAUUCAAUACUCCAUGAUGGGACUCUUUCAUUGAAGUUUCCAUAAUAACUAUACCAAAAAUGUAGUAACCGGAAGAAUUAUGACCUCUAGACUUAUACCAGCAAAAUAAUAUCCCCCACGCCGCCACUCCCUGUAUACAGGCUUUCAAAUCUCGUCGUAUAAAUGGAUCACCCUACCGCCCUACUAAUUAUCCGCCAUCAGCCAUUACCCAUCGCAAUGUCCACAAAUGCCAAGUUAGAAAGAACGAUUGCGCGCUUCGAGGCGAAAAUUGCCGAUGGCGACUACUACGAGGCGCACCAGACAAUUCGUACCAUUGCCAACCGCUACGUCCACACCGCGUCCUAUACCGAGGCCACCGAGCUCUUGUACCACACGACGUCGACUUUCAUCGCGGCCAAGAAGUUCCACGAGGCGAAUGAUUUGGUACAGUACUUGAUCGAGGUGUACGCAAAGUCACACACGCCCGUGGACCUGGUGUCCAAGUCGAAACUAAUCCAGUUGUUAUUGGGGUUGCCAGCGUCCGAGCCGUUCUGGGGUGGCUUGAAAAAGUCCAUUAUGGGCUGGUCGGUCGCCAAUGGUAGUUUGAAAUUUGGGGACGCGCAGUUGAAUCACAUUUUGGGAAUGAAGUUCUUGGAGGCUAACGACUUUGUCAACGCUGAGACUCACUUGGUGUUUGGGACCGAGGCCAGUGUCAGACCGUACGCCGAGUACUUAGCCGAAUGGGCAUUGGAGGACGCAUCCGGUAACUAUGGGGUAUAUAUGGCCAGAGCCGUUAUCAACUACCUUUCGAUCCAGAACAUCCGCUUCGUUAAGCUAGCCGUCGCCAUCUUUACCGAAGUGUUGGCCACGAAGGACAAGCCGCAGCUGAUUUCGGUGGAUGGGUUGACCGUCGUCGAAUUUUCCGACCCUUUGACUAACUUCUUGCAAUUGCUUGUGUUGGUGGUACAGGCUGGCUCUAAGGAUGCGUAUCUCAAGUUACGGACCCGGUAUCUGGCUGACGUCGGCAGAGCCAACUUGAAGCCGCUGCUAGACUACUUGGGCGAAGUUUAUUUCCAGAUCAGAGCCCCGCAGGCUGGCGGUGGUAACCCCUUUGGUAAUAUCUUAUCGGGUUUGAUGGGGAACUAACGAAACCGGCGUGACUGGCCAAGUUGCCAGUUUAUAAAUAAUUGAAUGUACAUUGUUUACUGUCUGUAAUAUGAUUUGAGUAUAAAAUGGAAAAUUGAGAUAAUCGCU
Babjeviella inositovora NRRL Y-12698 is the source of this 1380-nucleotide messenger RNA. RefSeq lists its product as uncharacterized. Lineage: Eukaryota; Fungi; Ascomycota; Pichiomycetes; Serinales. Gene Ontology annotation, molecular function: protein binding. The coding region runs from base 310 to 1272 and encodes 320 amino acids. The transcript has a single exon. The record is from RefSeq and is a predicted model, not a curated record. Gene Ontology annotation, cellular component: TRC complex; cytosol. Gene Ontology annotation, biological process: protein insertion into ER membrane.